Molecule: messenger RNA, 2760 nt
Organism: Botrytis fragariae
Lineage: Eukaryota; Fungi; Ascomycota; Leotiomycetes; Helotiales; Sclerotiniaceae
Exons: 2
Coding region: 1-2760 (919 amino acids)
Source: RefSeq, a predicted model, not a curated record
AUGGCAAUGUUACCAUUGAGCCUCCUCAUACUCAUAUACGCAUUCUCGACUUGUGUUAAUGCUGAAUUUUCUUUGCCAUCUCAAGUAACGAGUUUUAUUCCGUCGUGCGCUCAGGUUUGCUUUGAGUCCUUCGUACAAGACAACUAUCCAACAAAUGUUUGUGGCGACACACCUACAUUUGACUGCUUAUGUGAAAAUGGUAGCAAGUCUACAUACACGGUGGGAGAGGGGGCAGUACAAUGUAUAAUGUCAGAAGCCAGCGUGGGCUUCUGCAAUGGAGAUGACUCCUCUAAUGAUACAGUACUAAAAGCAUACAAUAUGUGUAAUUCCGACAAGAAUGCACUGCCAAACACACAUAGCACUCUUACAGCAACUCUCGUUUUACAAUCAGGCUCCGCGAGUAUCGUCCAAAUUGCUCCAGUGGCAACGACAAGUGCUAGUGAUUCAGUAGCUACAACUUUACUCACAACUGCACCUACAGCUACAGCUACAGCUACUCCAAGUUCAACCACGAAUUCAAUCACAUCGACAGGGGUACCACAACCGGCAGCUGCUACGAGUGCCUAUUCAUCACCUGAGAAUAGUAAGCCAGUACUAUCGACCGCACAAAUAGCUGGAAUUGUGGUAGCAGGAGUGGGUGGUGUGGUUUUGGUAGUUGGAGCUAUGUUGCUAUGUGCCUGCAUGAGGCGUAAAAGGCAAGCAAAUCGAGAUAGUGGAUAUCUUCCAUUCCAGCAAGAGCCUUCUUUGAGCAUCAAAUCUCAAUCUCACUUCGGUAUUACGAAGCCAAUGGCGCCAUCACCAGCUUCUAUUUCAACCCGAGGACCAACACCAAUAGGGCCAUUUUUGGGGGCUCGAAUGCCUUCGAGGGGGGGCCAAUCAAGCCCCGAUUCUUUUUCUCAAAGGAACGCUAUUCCAGAGAAUAUCGGUCUUGCCAUGACCUCCGAAAGCCCCCAACCCAAUUUGUUAACCCCCAUAGGUUACACUGAAGAAGUAUUCCAACGUGGCCCAUCUCCACUUUUGCCCGAAAGACCAGCCCUCACCCUGCAGGUUCCUUUCCAGCGAAACCCCCACGAGAUCCACACUGCAGCCUAUCAGAAACCAUCAAAAUUCACGGGCAACAAUCGGCAAUCUAUGGAUACACAAUUCGAAGACGAAGAUUCAUGCAGCACAGCUGUAGCAUCCGAAGCACCGUGGAAUGCGGCCUCCUAUGGAUCCAUAUCAAAAGACAAGGUUCUCCGACAGCCUGAUCCCGCAUACUAUCAAUCACCUCGUCUCCAAACUGAGCUCUCGCCAAAUGAAACAGAAAAUAUUAUCGAUUCCUACAAGGAUCCUUCAGUAGAGCCUGACUUCUACGUACGCCCCCUUAAUCUCCAAAGAAACUUUUCACAACCUCGUCGGCCCGAAAAUGCAAUGAAACCUUCUGUUCAACGCAAUCCAUCUGCCAAGGAUCCUCUUAGAGCAACCUCAUCUGUGUACUCGGCAAAAUCCCACAACCGUCGACCCUCUUCAAAUGAAGUUGAGAAGUUAAACUCACUCAUGCAAUCUAACCCCUCAUUUCGCCGCGUGCUAGGGAAAUCCGCAUACAAUCCUGUAGGGCCAUAUGAUCAAAAUCGCACCUCUAGAGCUUCGAUGGGGUCUAUGACAUCCUUCGAAACCAUGGAUUCUAUAAAUCCUGAGCCCCAAGAGCUUUCUGGCGACACUAAUCUCAGCCCCGUCGUCGAAUCUCCCACUGACAAAUCAAACGUUGUCGGUAAAUCACCAGUCAAAUACCCCAAAAUCAAAGGAAACUCAAGCCAGCGCCAUUCUCGUACUCGUACCCGCACAUCGAUCAUAACCAAUUUCCCCGCACCACCACCAAUAUCUAUCGAGUCACCUAUCCGUCCCCCUACAGCACAUAGUAAUAAACCAUGGCAAGAAGCCGAGAUCGCCGCUCAGAAAACGCGCAUGGCAUCUCUAGGUCUGUCGCCCGGAAACUUUCUCUCGCCAGGCUCUCACAACUCUGGCAUCACUAUUCGAAAAAGUAAUGACUUCUUCAGUCCCAGUGAUUUAGCUUCAAGGAGUCCUCCCCCGCCAAUACCAUUACCCUUACCACCAACCUUUAAACAGAGGAAUAUGAGUCCAAGAACUGCGAAUGGAAGUGGGAGUAAAAGAAGUGCCCCGCCCCCUUCUUUAAGUCUCUCCACUUCUCCAGAUUCAUCACAAAAAUGGAGAGUCCUUCCCGACACCAACACUAAUAUUAACACUACCGACACCAUCACUACUUCUUCUUCCCACCAACAAACCUCACCAACCAUCGUAUCUCCACACUGGCGGCCACAAAUACUCACCGGGAUAUUACGAAAAGAUAGCGUCCAGUCCUUACACAAACCUGCCACCAACGUCUCCUCCUCUAACAAUAAUUCCUCCCAACCACUCUCCGUCCCCCUCCACACCUCCAUGGACCCCGAAGUAUCCUCAAUCUACAGCCAAGAAACACGCAAUUUCACAUUCGAUCCACGUCUUACACAAAUGACUACCAUGUCUGAAAUAAAAGCCCAGGGACAAGCUCCUGUUGAUUCUUCGAACGAAGAUAUCAGUACAGUCAAAGAUACAAAUAUGAAUGGUCGAUCAGUCAUAUAUACCAAAGACGAUGGAUCAGGUGAAACGAUCACUAUCAAUAUCGAUGGAGAUAAUCCCAGUGGUUUACCAAAGACACCAGGUUGGCUACCGAAAUUGACGCCCACGAGACGGGGAAAUGAUUUGUUUUUGAAUGUGCAAUAG